AUGGAGGAAAUCCGCCGGGCUGCCCGAACCCUAAAUAGUGUUAGCACCAUCGCCUCUCCCAGCGCAUCAGCCCUGGGGGAAAUUAAAGAAGAAAUCGUGGCCUGUGUCCGCGAGGAGAUGACUGGUUUAAGGAAACUGGUCAACACAGUGAAAAAACCAACCUACGCCCAGGCUGUCUCUGCGGCCAGUGGGGCUUCUACAUCUGUGGGAGGGCCUGCCCCCGCACCGUACCAACUAUCUCAAAGCCUGCCGAACUCCACUUAUGCACCGACUAGGGUUCAACCCGUAUCCAACAACAAACUCCGCGUGGAGUUUGAAAAUGUCUCACAAAGGGAUGACACGCUCACAAGGCUAGAGAAUAGCAAGGAUGUCAAAGCAGAACCCGUGCGUAUGCUUAAACCCAUGGUUAUUCUUAAGGGCAUAUCCAAGGAUGUUCCCUCGGAGGACCUGGUUAAGUUGAUCAGCAAGCAAAACCCUGAGAUAUCCCAUUUGAUUGAGGGUGAGGGUCGUGACGGUGAGGGCCUCCGACUCCGCUUUAAGCGAGGUAAUCGCAAUAGUAAUCUAUAUAACGCGGUGUUCCUGGCAGAGGCCAAGGUAUACCGUAAGAUUCUCGACUUAGGGAGGGUCUGCGUGGAUCACCAGAGAAUAACCGUGGACAGCUUUUCUCCGUUCUUGCAAUGCCACAAGUGCCUUCAGUUCGGACACAUGAGGUCCAAAUGCACCGCCACCGAAAGUCUUUGCUCGCACUGUGCUGGCUCCGACCACCAGGUGGACAAAUGCCCUGUGAAAAAUGAGCCUGGCAGCGUCAAGUGCUAUAAUUGCACUUCUCACAAUGCCAGAUUUAAAUCCAACCAAGACUGCAAACAUACCGCUAAUUCCGAUAAAUGUCCCAGACUGCGAGCCAUGAAAGAUAAAAUAAAUCAAAGAGUCGACUAUGGAUUUGCACCAUAA
Messenger RNA from Parnassius apollo (apollo), 951 nucleotides. NCBI's taxonomy places the organism in Eukaryota, Metazoa, Arthropoda, Insecta, Lepidoptera, Papilionidae. The record is from the annotation of a GenBank genome assembly.